AUGUCAAACACUUUGGAAGAGCUCAAAAAGUACACUCAAGUCGUUGCAGACACAGCAGACUUCAAUUUGAUCAAAAAAUACACUCCCAUUGACUCGACAACUAACCCCUCAUUGAUCUUGGCUGCGACAAAAGACCCCCAAUACGGCUACUUGAUUGACGUUGCCGUUGACUACGCCAAGGACAAGGGCUCGUCUCCAGAGGAAAAAGCCGACCUUGCCUUGGACAGAUUGUUGAUUGAGUUUGGGAAGGAGAUUUUGAAAAUCGUCCCCGGGAGAGUUUCGACCGAGGUUGACGCUAGAUUGUCGUUUGACACCGAGGCCACCGUUAAGAAGGCCUUGCACUUGAUUGACUUGUACAAGCAGCAAGGCAUUGACAAGGACAGAAUCUUGAUCAAGAUUGCCUCCACGUGGGAAGGUAUCCAGGCUGCCAAGAUUUUGGAAUCGAAGUACCAAAUCCACUGCAACUUGACGCUUUUGUUCUCCUUCGAGCAAGCCGUGGCCUGUGCCGAAGCCCAAGUCACCUUGAUCUCGCCUUUUGUCGGUAGAAUUCUCGACUGGUACAAGGCUGCCACCGGUGAGACCUACACCGCGGAAACCGACCCCGGUGUCAAGUCCGUUAAAGACAUCUACAACUACUACAAGAAAUACGACUACAAGACCAUUGUUAUGGGUGCCUCGUUCAGAAAUGUCGGGGAGAUUGAAGCCUUGGCCGGUUGCGACUACUUGACCAUUGCGCCAAAAUUGUUGGAAGAGUUGCAAACUUCAACUACUCAAAUCACUCAACAAUUGAGUGCUGCUGAAGCCAAGAAGUUGGACAUUGCCAAGGUUUCAUAUAUCGAUGACGAGCCUGCCUUCAGAUUGGGCUUGAACGAAGACGCCAUGGCCACUGAGAAAUUGUCGCAAGGUAUCAGAGGUUUCAGUAAGGAUGCCGUUACCUUGUUGGGUGAAUUGGAAAAGAGAUUUUCAUAA
This is a messenger RNA of Lodderomyces beijingensis, 969 nucleotides long. Lineage: Eukaryota; Fungi; Ascomycota; Pichiomycetes; Serinales; Debaryomycetaceae. The record is from the annotation of a GenBank genome assembly.